GGGAAGGCAGCGGGCGCUGCCCGCAGUCACGGCGCGCCCCGAAGAGGGUCCGCACGGCGUUUCCCCCCCACCCCGCCGCCGCCGAUAAAUCCCAGUGCCGAGAGGCAGCGCAGCACUUGGUGGCUGCCGCGCUGCGGGGAGGCGACGGAGCUCGUAUCGCCCCACGCACCCCCUCCCCGGGGUGGCGACCCCCGCCCAGGGGCAGCAGGAGCCGCUACCGCCUGAGCCCAGACAAGAGCGUUAGUAAUUUUAACUUUGAUUGAGAACUGCUAUUAUCUACUCACAGCAUGUGGGAGCAAACAGGCACUUGGAUAAAUCACAAAAAAAGAAAACCACUUAGCAUGCUGCUUCCCUCAAAAACACUUUCUGAAGGUAUAAAGCUGAGUGCUGCAGGGAGAGCAUGUGUGAAGAGAGAAGCAAGGCUACAACAGCCCAGGAAGCAUGCUCAAGGUCAGCCUCUCUCACAGAAGACUGGGAGGUCACGUUUGAUUUAGAAGAAAUCGCAAAGAUGAUUUUCCUGAGUGACAUAACUGCAGCCAUUAGCAAACUUAUCCAAGAGCAAUCAUCCAUUAAAGGCACUCAGCACUGGGGUGUAUUUACCACCCUUCAGCACUGGAUGAAGCAGGCAGUGACUCCACCAGCAUGAGUAUGCCAGAGGUCUUCUUCUCUGCAACCAGUUCUGCUCCAGCAGAUUGCUAGGUGAGAAGUAAAUCAGACCGAUUUGAAACAUGGAGUACUUCUCACAUGGUCAUUGAAAAGAAUAAGACUUGCUGGACAGUCUCCACAAAACCUCAACACUCUUUUGGACUGGCAUUUCCUACCAAGUGUGUCAGCAAUGUCAGCAUGAGAAAAGACAACUAGGAGUAAGGGCUACAGCUGCUCCUUUAACACUGUUGGGACAGCCUCCAGAGUACAUUUCAGCUCCUACUGAAACUGACUGGAUAUAUCUUCUAUGCCAGUGCCCUUGCAAAGGACCAAAACCUUUUGGAGGAUGUUUGGAAUUUCAUCUGGGCUGUGUAGAAUCCAGCAAUAAAUUAUUCCAAUAUGAAGGUCUAAUACAGUUAAUAGAUCCUAUAAAACUGUCUACUGUGUUUCAUCAUAUUUAAUUUGCUGCAACAACUGCAGACAUCCAAGCUGUUUCAGCUUCCCUUUUAUAAUCAUCGGGUGCCCUGAGAGAAGCUCUCCCAGCUGAGGAGUCCCUGUGUCACCAGCAUCUCUGCAUAGACAGGCGGUGCAAUGCCUCCAGAGCAUUCAGCUGCUUCUCAUCCUCCAGCAUAUCCCAAGUGAAGCAUCUUCUCCACCACUGUGGGGAGAGACGCAAAGGGCCCUGUGGCCCAGUCAUCCCACAAAGAGUGGGCAAGGAGGAGGGCAAUGCCAGCCUCUGGCCACCUGUAGCUGCAAUCUCUUCUGGAGUUUGGGAUUGCCCAGGCUGCACAGCAGGAAAACAAUGAACAGGAGGAAACCUGGAAGCUUUUCGCUGCUCUGUUGAAUAUGGGAUUAUAAAAAAAAAUUGCACCUGGGACAUCUCUCUAAAUGGACGACUUCUGAACCUGCAACCCUUCAUUACCUGAAGCAGCACCUUCUUGCAUCCUGGAGGAGAAAAUGAAUUUCACAAAUUGCACCACUGAAGCCAGUGGGGCUGCAAAGCCAAAAACAGUAACUGAAAAGAUGCUUGUUACCCUGACCUUGGCCACAAUCACAACCUUGACUAUGCUGCUGAAUUCUGCUGUAAUUGCAGCAAUCUCCACAACCAAGAAGCUCCACCAGCCGGCAAAUUAUCUCAUAUGUUCACUAGCUGUGACAGAUCUCCUUGUUGCUGUUCUCGUCAUGCCCUUGAGCAUCACUUACAUAAUGAUAGAUAAAUGGACUUUGGGAUACUUCAUCUGUGAGAUCUGGCUUAGCGUCGACAUGACCUGUUGCACAUGUUCAAUCCUUCACCUGUGUGUCAUUGCAUUGGACAGGUACUGGGCAAUCACAGAUGCUAUCGAAUAUGCCAGGAAAAGAACGGCAAAAAGGGCUGGGCUGAUGAUAGUCACCGUGUGGGCUAUCUCCAUUUUCAUAUCAAUGCCCCCUUUGUUUUGGAGAAAUCACCACAGCAUCAGUAUUCCCAGCGAGUGUCGCAUUCAGCACGAUCAUGUAAUCUACACUAUUUAUUCCACAUUUGGGGCAUUUUACAUACCCUUGACUUUGAUCCUGAUCCUGUACUAUAGAAUUUACCAUGCUGCAAAGAGCCUUUACCAAAAGCGGGGUUCAAGCCGCCACCUCAGCAACAGGAGCACAGACAGCCAAAACUCUUUUGCCAGCUGCAAGCUCACACAGACAUUCUGCGUCUCGGACUUUUCCACGUCUGACCCGACCACAGAGUUUGAUAAAAUCAACUCAUCCGUGAGGAUCCCACCUUUCGAGAAUGACUUGGACCUGGCUGGCGACCGGCAGCAGAUCUCCACGACACGGGAACGAAAAGCGGCUCGCAUUUUGGGGCUGAUUUUAGGUGCUUUCAUUUUGUCCUGGUUGCCCUUUUUCAUCAAGGAACUGCUUGUGGGCCUCCACAUUUGCACUGUCUCUCCAGAAGUAGCGGACUUCUUGACUUGGCUUGGAUAUGUCAACUCCCUCAUCAACCCUUUGCUGUACACAAGCUUCAACGAGGAUUUCAAGCUGGCCUUUAGAAAGCUUAUCAGGUGUCGUGAACAUACAUAAAAAUACUGGGAGAUGAUGAUGCUGACAUGACUCCUAGCCUUAAAAUUGAGCAAAAUAAUUUGACUUUGUCACCAUUUCCCUUGAUAAAAGGAAUUUUUGUGUUUGCCUAUUUGCUUGACUUAUUGUCAGCCUGUAAUUCGUUAUGCUGUUUUUUUAAUCUCUAGUGUUAUUCAUGGUAAAGGGUUUGAAAUACAUUUAUUCUACAAAGGAAAAGAUUUUUUAGAAAUGAAACAACAAAAGAGGUAUUAUUACUAUUAGAUACUGAUGUUUAAGACAUUUUUUGUAAUCAAUGAUUCAAGAAGGAAACAACAAUAUUCACUUUUAUACUUUUUCCAUUUAAGAAUCCAACAUCUAAAUUGUCAUGCACUGUAUAAACUGAACCCCAUAAAUACAUAUGCAAAAAUAAAUAAACACUUCAUGGUCAUGACAGCUAAACAACAAAUCUUUACUUUAAAUGUCAUUCAGUAACAGCCACUUAGAAGGAAAAUUACCACCAUUUCCACUUUGGGCUGAAGCAGAAUAAACUAUUCCUUUCUUCAGGAAUACACUCCCAAAACAGAAAGCAAAAUUCAGUUCAUUGCAUCUGAAAAUUAAUCUCAUUUUUAUUCCAAAGCAAUUAUUUAGGUGACUCUCUUCAUAUAAUAUUCCAGAUUUAUCUUUAAAGAGUUGGGCAGACACCUGUGCAGUUUGUUUGGGAAUUGAGAGGAUGCAGCUAGCAAGUGUCACACUUGUGAAACUAAUUGCACAUCUGACUGGUCACGUGUUUAAUACCACUAUCCUUAUUUCUUCGGGCCUUGCAUUUUGGUCGGUUCUGGAGUGAUAUUAUUCACUUGUGUCACACUUCACCUGGGCCUUGUAGUGAACAACCCCAUGUAUUGAUUGAUCUUACCACACUGACUUAAGCAACUGGAAAUCUUUUCUAGCUAACAUUAAUACCUAAAAAGAGGGAAAAAUUAAUCUCAGUCACCGAAAAUGUUUUUUAGCGAGGAAGCACAGAGAUCCUGUAUUGUUUUUCCUUUUUGCAGCUUGUUGGAGGUGGAAACUGUUGAUUGAAACUGGGGAAGUGUGUUCUUAUCCUGCCUAUCUAUAAAGCUUCCAAAGCAGCUCCCCAGAGUACCUAUGCUGUUAAGGAAAAAAAAGUAGCGUGGAAUUAAAAUAAAAUGAAGUAUUGUUAAGAAGUGCUGCAGAAUAAUUUUAUUUUUUCUUUCAGCAAGCUCAAUGGAAAUGAUUAUCAAAGAAAAGGAUUGGGCAUAAUUUCCUGAAACAAGGUGAAUAUGACAG
Messenger RNA from Neopelma chrysocephalum (saffron-crested tyrant-manakin), 3978 nucleotides. It is a transcript of the gene HTR1E, whose product is annotated as 5-hydroxytryptamine receptor 1E. The coding region runs from base 1603 to 2697 and encodes 364 amino acids. Lineage: Eukaryota; Metazoa; Chordata; Aves; Passeriformes; Pipridae. Gene Ontology annotation, cellular component: plasma membrane; dendrite. The record is from RefSeq and is a predicted model, not a curated record. Gene Ontology annotation, biological process: chemical synaptic transmission; G protein-coupled receptor signaling pathway, coupled to cyclic nucleotide second messenger. Gene Ontology annotation, molecular function: neurotransmitter receptor activity; G protein-coupled serotonin receptor activity. The transcript is spliced from 5 exons.